This is a messenger RNA of Menidia menidia (Atlantic silverside), 2321 nucleotides long. Lineage: Eukaryota; Metazoa; Chordata; Actinopteri; Atheriniformes; Atherinopsidae. The record is from the annotation of a GenBank genome assembly.
GACAUUUCCGACAGCAGGGAAGGCAGCAUAUCGAACCAUAGCACUAGCUGUUACGGUUUGUUACUUUACAUACAAGAAACACCGUCGGAGUCGUUGAAAGAAAACUCUUUCAUUAUGUCAUCCCAGGGUCCAGAAGGUUCUGGCGCAGCGUCAGGCAACAAGCGUCUGCAGCAGACGCAGGCCCAGGUUAAUGAGGUUGUGGACAUAAUGCGUGUCAACGUGGACAAAGUGCUGGAACGUGAUCAGAAAUUGUCUGAACUGGAUGACAGAGCAGAUGCACUGCAGGCUGGAGCGUCACAGUUUGAGACCAGUGCCGCCAAGCUGAAAAGGAAGUACUGGUGGAAGAACUGUAAGAUGUGGGCCAUCCUGAUAGCAGUUAUAGUGAUCAUCAUCAUCAUCAUUAUUGUCUGGAGUUGUUCGACUUAAGGAUGAUAACAGGAGUGGGACAACGUGCAUUCUUCAUGUCUCAGAGGAAGAAAUCCCAUGAAUUGUGUCUGCUGACCUCUGUAUUAAUCACCUCUUUGGGGGUCUUCAUUCCUUGUCCGGGGUUGCAUUCAUGAUUGACUGUGUGUGUGUUUUGCACAUGUGCUUGGGUUGCAAUUCACAGUUUGAUCCUGUGUUAAUAAAACAUGUUAGCCAUCAAAAACUCACAUUAAAUUGCAAUGCCAGAUACCAAAGAAAUACACGCAUUGAUUAGCUGAUAUGAUAAAACGAUUCAAUAAGAUCUACCAUGUGACAUAGCACACACACUUUCACUCAUUACCAACUGAAGACUAGACGUGAAGAAUAUUGUAAACUCUCCUCAACUUAUAUUAACGUUGUUUUUUAUUAGAAGCCGCUGAUGCUGAGUAACAGGACAAGAAUCUGCUUUUGAGGAUGUUCUGAGUUAGGUUGUUAGAUAUAUGCCCUUUUCCUGAAUUUCUAACACACGUAGUUGAUUCUUUUCUCCCUUUUUUAUUUAACAUUUGCCUUUAUUUUUUUGCAUUUAAGCUUAGCUCUGCUUUGUGAAUGCUACAGUUGAUUAAUGCUUGUGGGGGAUUCAGUGAUUCAUUUUUACACACGGUUUGAUGCUAACUUUGUUCUUGGUAGAGCACGACAGGAACAGUAUUGAAUUUUGUGGAAUUUUUCAUAAAUAUUAAGUUAACUAGGAAGAUUAAGUUAAACCAUAUUGUCACAACUUUUCUCUUUCAUCAUCUACUUGGGUAGCUCUCCCUGUGCUGUAAAGCACAGGUAGUUAGCUUAUGUUUAUAUAAGUGCCUACAUGCCAAAACCAGACAGCCUCACAGCCUGAAAAAGGCCAGAUUUUGCCUUAAACUAAAACAAAAUGCUAAAAAGAGGGGAAUUACCUAUUUAAUUCUCUGUAGUACAUGUUUAAAAAAAAAAAAGAUACAUUUUCUUUUAAAAGUGUUUAAAAAACGGCACAAGAACCCCAGUAAAGGUGGUUUUUGGCAUGAUAGCUUUCUCCAAUGGAGAACAAGCAAAAAUACAGCCAUACUUUGACCAUGUGUACCGGCCAGGGAAAUUGUGCCUUCGGUGUUUCAGUUGUCUAAACAAAUAUUGUGCUACUUCUAUCAAUAAGCUCAACGUUACCUUUAAUAAAGAUUUCUCUAAAGUCACACUGGCAUUUCUUCCAUCUGACUGCUAUAAAAUCAUUUUUGUGAAUAAUAUUUCAGUUUUAAUGUAUUUUCUAUGGAGCGUGUUAAAAAAAGAACCCGUUCCUGCUGCCAACUUUAGUACUCUGGGUUUCUAUAUUAUUGUUGGAGAAAAGUUAGACCUUGACAUUGUACAUCAACACUGGAUUUAAGAAAAAACACAAAUGUCAAUGUUGAUAAUAUUCAGCCUUUUGAGACAUUUAGCAUUCAUUUGCUUUUUGUCCUCAUACAAAAAUGAGAACUAACAGAUUUGGACUCAAUUUUUUUUUCUUGCCUUGGUUUAUUGAUUUAGGUUUACUGAUUUACACAGCCUUUAAGAAUAUUCGUCUAUGAAUGAAAUGCUUUUAAAUACAAUACUCAAAUGAUAUACAUGACUCUUCCUCUUUUAUACACUGAUAUUUGAGACUCUUUGAUCCUUGAUCAUGCUUACUGGGACUGUGUUUUGAACAAAGUGCAAUUAUGCUCUGUGGCUCUAAUUGCCUGUUGCUUGAAUGAAACAUUAAAUGUCAUGCUGACAAAUUGGUGGAAAUGGAGAUGAUCUGUGUUUCUUUUUUUAUUGUUGGUCUCCUGGCAGACGUAUAGUUUGGUACACUGACACGCCAUGGAACUUUUAGUAAACAAUCCAUUAAUCUGACAAAUGAAACUGCCAUGUGACAAACAUAUCCCUUG